GGAUGCUGGUGAGAGAGCUGGCAGUGUUAAACACACAGAUUUGCAAGAUUGAGCAGCACAUUUUCAUCUCUCGUGCUGGCAUGAUGGUAUUGGAUGAACUGUCCUCUCAGCUUGAAGAGGUAGCCAUUCAUCUGCAGUACGUGGAUGAGGAGGUUCGGCAGCAGCCCUGUCUGGCUUUAAUCCCUUGGUCUGGACCCUUGUGUGUUCCUAUCUUUCCUGUCUUCUCCAAGGCCAAACCAGUCUACUACCUCACUCGUGCUGGGAGAAUGCUGGUAACAGAGCUUGCAGUGUUAAACACACAGACUUCCAAAUUGGUUAUUGAGGAGUCUACCAUUCACCUCACUGAAGCUGGGAGGCUAGUGCUUGACCAACUGUCAGCACCUUCAGAUAGCCAUUCACAGCCAAAUAGGGAAGACUCUGGUUUUCCCUAUGAGAAGUUGCAGCUGGUUGGGAACUGGGGUUCGUUUCAUUUCCAUUACUGGAAGAUCCAUUAUAGACGAGUGCAGCAAAAUGAAGAGGACAUGCAUCACCUGUGCAUUGUGAGGGGAGUGGAGAAGCAGCUGUGGUGGAGCAGAGUCAUCCAGGAAAAAAUCCUGGACCCAUGGGGUCUCGUCCAGGUGGUCCUCACCAACAACAAGGUGACUGGUAUUAAGUUCCUUGGUAGAAGGAUCCAUGGACUCAUGUCCUGCCUCGUCAAGAGGAGGUCUGAGUUCACCUAUUAUGAGGAUGCCCAGCAGGUGGAUAUCUCCACCACAGUGGAGGGGUACCAGGAGAGGGGGGAUGAGAUGAUGGCAUAUCAGUUCUCCACCUCUGACAUCAUCACCACCCCUCAUGAGCCGUCCUCUGGCUCCUCUCACCAGUCCCCCCAGAAUUCUCCGCCUCCCCCUUUCCCUUCCGAUUCCCCUCCCAGUCCCCCUCCACCUUACCACUCCACCCAGGACCAGGACCAGACCCCUGACAGCACUCCUCAGGAGUUUGAGGAGGAGUUUGUGGAGGAGCAAAAUAAUGCUGCAGAUGUGCCCCAGUUGCGGCGUUACUUUGAAAACCAAGGGACAACCAACUUCUCUCUGAGGCUGGCCGGUAUCAGACGUGCUAUGGAGGCUCUGACAUCCUCAGACAGUACCUCCCUCAAUUACCUCACCCACGCUGGGAGGAUGGUGUUGAGUGGACUAUCCGAGCUCAACCAGCAGGAUGUGAGGCAGUUUCAGCAGGCCUACGACCUACUGGUGAACUUCAUUAAUGAGCCAGCAAACAGGGAGCGACUAGAGCAGGAGAUGGCUCUCGUAGGAAUCGACCGCAUCAACUUCGCAGAUGUUUUUUAUGAAUUCAUUCUACUAAGCCUUCUAGAAGGAAAGACAUCUCUUCCUAUAUCUGAGCCUGGUAGCUUCCUUUAUCUGCUCCUGCAAGUCAUAAUGAGGAUUGACCCUCCUGGAGGAGCCUGGACAGAGGCUGCUGAGAACUUCUACCUCCUCGUUAAGGGCCAGAUGAAGGUAUGGCUAGAAUCCAUCUUCAACCUCAAUGACUCAAUCUAUGAAAGCCCAGAGAGGCUCUCGGGGGAGGUGAUGAGGAAUCUAGAAAUACAGGUUGAGUUCCUGCUGUCCAGCCUGGAUUAAGGUUCCCAAACUGAGCUGAGGGGCCCAUCACAAAAUAAAGUGUUUUGCAUUUAAACAUUAUCUGUCAAUCGUAAACAAAUGUUACAUCAUGUGUAGGGGAGAGUGGGGUAAGUUGAGCCAUUUUUUACAUUCAGCAUCACUCUGUCA
Coregonus clupeaformis (lake whitefish) is the source of this 1760-nucleotide messenger RNA. RefSeq lists its product as uncharacterized. The record is from RefSeq and is a predicted model, not a curated record. Lineage: Eukaryota; Metazoa; Chordata; Actinopteri; Salmoniformes; Salmonidae. The coding region runs from base 3 to 1613 and encodes 536 amino acids. The transcript has 17 exons. Gene Ontology annotation, biological process: mitochondrial fusion.